AUGUGGGAGAGUGAAAUUGAGGCUAGAAAAGGAACCUAUCGUGAACCCAAGCUUCCUAGUAUGGGUGCCAUUGUGGAUGGUGGAAUUGCUGAUGAAACAGCUGUGGGGCUAUGCUUGAACAAGUCCGCUUCCCAAACCACAGAUUGCACGUAUCUAAGAGAGCUCUGCCUAAGUGAUGCCGAUGAUUGUAAACAUGCCUGGAGAAUAAUGGAAGAUGCCUGCAAUGUGUCAGAUCCAGGCAACACCUGCCAGAUGAAGAAUUCAUCCAGCUGUGACCUAAGUAUCCAGUCCUUAGUGGAAAGCAAUUUACAAUUUAAAGAUUGUCUCUGCUCUGAUGACCUUUACUGCACUUUUAACAAAUUGCUUGGGAAAAAAUGCAUCAACGAAUCAGAUAACAUAAAAGAGGAUAAUAAAUACAAGUGGAAUCUAACUACUCUUUCCUAUCACGGAGGCAGAGGGGUUCAGUCCUGCCUGGAAGUGGCAGAGGUUUGCAUUGGGGAUGCACUCUGCAAUGCCCAGCUGGCCCUUUACCUGAAAGCUUGCUCAGCGGAUGGAAAGCUGUGUGAUGUGAAACACUGCCAAGCAGCCAUCCGCUUCUUCUAUCAAAAUAUGCCGUUUAACAUUGCCCAGAUGUUGGCUUUCUGUGACUGUGCUCCCGCUGAUGAGCCUUGUCAACAGUCCAGAGAAGCACUCCACAGCAGGCCAUGUGCAGUGAACAGAGUUCCAACCCCCACCUGCCUCGAUGUAAUUCACAGCUGCCAAGAUGAUGAAUUAUGCAGGAGGCGCUAUAGAAUAUUCCAGGCAAAGUGCUGGCAGCAUGUGAUGAGAAAGUGCCAUGAGGAUGAGACAUGCAUUGGUACCUUAAGCAAGCAAGACCUCACUUGCUCUGGAACUGAUGACUGCAAAGCGGCCUACAUUGGUACCCUUGGGACGGUCCUUCAAGUGCGGUGCGCCUGUAGGACCAUCACCCAAAGUGAAGAAUCCUUGUGCAAGACUUUCCAGCAUAUGCUCCACAGAAAAUCAUGUUUCAAUUAUCCGACCCUGUCUAAGGUGAAAGGCAUUGCAUUGCAAAAAGGAAAACAUGCAAAGGAGAUAACUCUCAGUGGAUUUCAUCCGUCCUUCAAUGGCGAAGUCAUCUAUGGUGUCAUGUGCGUGACGGCCACCUGCGGGAUCCUUCUCCUGGUGAUGGUCAAACUGAGGUAA
This is a messenger RNA of Bubalus bubalis (water buffalo), 1203 nucleotides long. It is a transcript of the gene GFRAL, whose product is annotated as GDNF family receptor alpha like. Gene Ontology annotation, molecular function: signaling receptor activity. NCBI's taxonomy places the organism in Eukaryota, Metazoa, Chordata, Mammalia, Artiodactyla, Bovidae. Bases 1 to 1203 code for a protein of 400 amino acids. The record is from RefSeq and is a predicted model, not a curated record. The transcript has 8 exons. Gene Ontology annotation, biological process: nervous system development. Gene Ontology annotation, cellular component: external side of plasma membrane; signaling receptor complex.